AUGGCCUGGCGCGUGCUCUCGUUGGGUGAGUCCGGAAGCCCUUACUCUAUAAUUCUUGUGGACGGAGGGGGGAUUCUCGGCUACGGUGAACUUCUGAUCUUGGCCAAUAUCUUGAAGGAAAUUCCACUGCCUCAUGGGGAAGAAUCGAAUUCCGGCGAGAUAUGCCCGUGUGACUAUUUCGAUGUCAUCACCGGCUGUGGUAUUGGCGGCGUCAUUGCCUUACUUCUUGGUCGCCUUCGUCUAACACUCGCACAAUGUCUACUUGAAUCUCGCACUCUUUCAACUUGUAUCUUGCGUGAAAGCUGGGGCGGUCCUCUUUUCGAUCAGAAGAAGCCACAGGAAGUGGCCGACGGUAUCGUCGAGAGAUACUGUCAUACUCCGUCUGCUCCACUGCUUGAAGACGAUAUCACAAGCAGAGGGAAGACUAACGAUCACAAUUCCGUCCCUAUCCGUAUCUCUGAUGCGAUGGUUGCUCUUCUGUCAGCCCGAGGUCAGCUUGACGAAGUUUCGCUUGAAACAUCCGAUGGUCUCACUUCGUUUUCUGAUGAUCUCUAUUCUUGUGGCCUCCGUAAUCCUAUUCUCGAUGUUCUCAAGGAGUUAAGAGAACAUUGGAGCGACCAGACAAUCGGACUAAUCUUGAGUAUUGGAACUGGAGGGGUACCGCCCAGCGAUAUACCUGAUCUCCUCAGGCUUGGCAAGCUGCACGACCUCAUGAUUCCCUCUUUGAGUGACUUAGCCCUCCCUUGGAAACUGCUCGCUGAGCGGCUGGCCAUUUUCCAGAUUAUUGGUAUGCUCGAAGACAACGAACGAUAUAUCAAGAACAAACUUCACUAUAUGGGAUAUGAGGAUAAGUACAAUCGGUUUGAGAUAGGGCCGGUGCAAGACACGGGGCCGAACGACUUUCGAAGUGUGAAGGAAAUCGCUGAUGAAACAGGUUGCUAUUUGAUUCAGCACUCGGAGAGAUUGGUCUCAUUGGCGACUCAGCUACAGGGUGCUGGUGUCAGCCACUAG
Molecule: messenger RNA, 1011 nt
Organism: Aspergillus brunneoviolaceus CBS 621.78
Lineage: Eukaryota; Fungi; Ascomycota; Eurotiomycetes; Eurotiales; Aspergillaceae
Product: FabD/lysophospholipase-like protein
Exons: 5
Coding region: 1-1011 (336 amino acids)
Biological process (GO): arachidonate metabolic process
Cellular component (GO): membrane
Source: RefSeq, a predicted model, not a curated record